GGAUCCAAAUUCCACCACCGACAGCUUGUCAAUUUUAACCUAGUGUCUCAUCGUCUCUAGCAAAUUCUUCUGUUUCACAAGAUGGCGCCAACAAAGGGUGACAAGAAGACGGCCGAGAAGAAGCCAUCGACAGCAGACAAGAAGCCAUUGAAGGCCGAGAAGAAGCUUCCUAAAGAAGGCGUUUCAAGCGCCGGAAUAGAGAAAAAGAAGAAAAAGAGCAAGAAGAGCGUCGAGACAUACAAGAUCUACCUUUUCAAGGUUUUGAAACAAGUUCAUCCUGAUAUCGGCAUCUCUGGAAAAGCCAUGGGGAUCAUGAAUAGUUUUAUCAGCGACAUCUUCGAGAAGCUCGCUCAGGAAUCGUCUCGACUCGCUCGUUACAAUAAAAAACCGACGAUCACUUCUCGUGAGAUUCAGACUGCUGUUAGGCUAGUGUUGCCUGGUGAGUUGUCGAAACACGCGGUUUCUGAGGGUACUAAAGCUGUUACUAAAUUCACCAGUUCCUAGAUCUGAUGUUAGAAAUAUAGAGAUUUUUUUUUGUGUGAUUUGAUCAAUGCUAUUCUUCAAGAAAUCUAGGGUUUCUUAAAUUUUCCAUGUUUGUAUUCAUAUGAGUUUGAUAAUCAAUACUCAUUACUCAAUUAAGAUCAUUACGUUACGUA
Molecule: messenger RNA, 656 nt
Organism: Lactuca sativa (garden lettuce)
Lineage: Eukaryota; Viridiplantae; Streptophyta; Magnoliopsida; Asterales; Asteraceae
Product: histone H2B.9
Cellular component (GO): nucleosome
Molecular function (GO): structural constituent of chromatin; protein heterodimerization activity; DNA binding
Source: RefSeq, a predicted model, not a curated record